GGUAGUCUCGUAAACCCGACUCCACGAUCCAAAGUCGUUCAAUGGAUGCAGAGUCUGGAUUCUGAUCAGGGGGCGGAAGGGGGUGUGAGCGGAAUCUGAGUCGGGACCUGAUAAUCUAUUUGCGCGUGCCUCUUGAAAACCAUUCUUCUACGUUCUGGCCAGCUUCCUCUUGACCUGGUGUCUCGAUCGAAUGCGAAGGAGCAGAUUGAGCUGUGGCAGACAGAGCACGUCGAUGAACAUAUUGAUGAAGACAUCAAGCGAGUGUACAAAUUUCUGGCGGGAUUAGCAGAUACGAAGCGUUUGGAUCGGAAACACGUCUUGGGGAAGUAUUCCGGGUGUUUGAACGUUCUGUCACCUCACUGCCGAUGACCAAGGAUGGUUGUCUGGAUGGUCUGUUUUCGAUCUUGAGAUUGUUCGCGGACGCUGCAUGUUCGCUGACGCGAGAGUUGGAUCCAGCGUCGUUUGGGUCGUCCCGGAUCGAUUGCACACUUCCUUGGCAUUUGUAUAUCAUCCUGUCACGGUGUAUGCGUGUCAGAGACUUUUCGGAUCGAGGUGAUCCUGGUGGAUGGCAUAACGAGGAUACAGAGGCGGAAGAGGAAGUCCGGGUAGAUGGACAUAGUCCUACAGCGGAUUUAGUGACGAGCAUGUACGCGGGCCAGCUUGAACAGAUCGGGCUUGUACAGGAAGCUGCAUUUGUUUUGUUACAUAUUGAAGGGUCUGCCGGCCGGGAAAAGGCCAUCAAAGACCUGCUGGCACGGUCUGCUCACUUACUGGAUAACUGGAUAGUCUCCGGUUUGGUGCGUAGUUUGAAACUGCCCAUGGUCUGGGUGCAGGAGGCGUGGCAAUCUACGCCCUCUAUCAAAACUCGCCGUUCGGGAUCUAUGGAUUGUAUCUUUCGGCCAGGCUGUGACAGCCCAGCGCACGACAUUCGCAGAGCUCUCACCCGGGGAAAGCUAUUUGUCGACUACGCAGACAUGUUUACAUGUUUACCAGAGUUGUAUGAUAGGUGCGAAGAAGACGGAGGGGAUUGAGAACGUUGACGGGUACCAAAGCGAGGCUAGUCAGGCUUCUGCCAGAUGCGCUGGACGGGUGGAACAAGGAGGCCUUGACAAUAAUGCUGGAUGCACUGGUGAGGAUGGUAGAGGAAGAAACCGGAGCAUAUACACGGGACCGGCG
This is a messenger RNA of Guyanagaster necrorhizus, 1176 nucleotides long. RefSeq lists its product as uncharacterized. Lineage: Eukaryota; Fungi; Basidiomycota; Agaricomycetes; Agaricales; Physalacriaceae. Bases 366 to 1031 code for a protein of 221 amino acids. The record is from RefSeq and is a predicted model, not a curated record. The transcript has 4 exons.